Molecule: messenger RNA, 8648 nt
Organism: Eptesicus fuscus (big brown bat)
Lineage: Eukaryota; Metazoa; Chordata; Mammalia; Chiroptera; Vespertilionidae
Gene: TASOR2
Product: transcription activation suppressor family member 2
Exons: 24
Coding region: 45-7982 (2645 amino acids)
Biological process (GO): negative regulation of gene expression, epigenetic
Cellular component (GO): nucleoplasm
Source: RefSeq, a predicted model, not a curated record
GAAGGUCCGGUGGCGCAUCGGCACAGCCCCCUCCCCCACUCACCAUGAGCAUCUAUGGCAUUAACAGAAAACAGCACUAUGUCAAGAACUCUGGGGGUAUACUUGGUGAAAAUGAAUUAAGACCACCCACCCAACUACAUUCUCUCUUAGAGAAGACCAGGACAGGGUUCAUAUCAGAAAACAUUUUUGAGACAGUGUCCUUGAGUUCAGACUCUCUCUUCCAGAGGGCAGUUUCAAUUCUCCAUACUUCUUACUUGGACUCUGCAUCUGAGCAUGGUUUUCAAUACAGUCAAGUGACUUUGGUGAAAAAUGACAUUUUCUUAAAUGAGUACAAAACUUUUUACCAAGAAAAAAAAGCAAGUAACUACACUCAGGAAGAACUUCAAGAAACUUACGGGUUUCUUCUGUUUGAAAGUGAAAAUCAGGCAAAAUUGGUAUGUCAGCGUGGACUCUGUAUUGGCAGCAGUGCUAUUACCACUCUGGGUGACCCAGCAAAAGGUGUAUACAUUUCCAAAUACUCAGACUAUCUUCAUGCAAGACCAUGGUAUCAUGGGAAGUCUGGUUAUAUUAUAAUUUUUAAUCUAAUUAAGGGGAAAAUCAAGUUUGUGUCUGAGAAUUAUACAACUAACUAUAUUAGCCCAUCUUCUGGCUAUGAUUGCCAUGUGGCUGCAAAUACUAACAAGGUUUCUCACAAGACGAGUCAUUUUCGCGCCUUUGAACUGAGUCAGUAUUACCUGUAUGAGCUUUCAGGCACCACUGUUAUUGAGCGACCUAGACAGAUUAAUCCUUACGUAAUUGUAGCUUUUCAGUACAAGGAACCUAAAAAGAUGGCGGCACCAGCUCAUAAAAGCAUACUUGAACUCAGUGAAAAUGUUCUCAUCUCCCCAUGGAAAGGGAAAUUAAUUAUUAAAGGCUGUCUGCUGUGUGACAUAACUCUUUUGUCCUCUUAUGGUACAGUGGUUCCCACCCAGCUACCACAUGAACUAGAUUUUAAGUAUGUAAUGAAAGUGUCGUCUCUGAAAAAAAGACUACCAGAAGCUAUCUUUAGAAAACAGAAUUACUUGGAGCAAAAAGUGUGUUGCCAAGAUAUGUACUUCAAUAUGUAUGAGGUGGAAUUGUCAAACAAACAAGGGGACAAAAUAGAUAAACUAACCGAAGUCAUUAAAAAUAAGCAAUUGGCACUCAUCAAAUGCUUAGAAGAUAGAGAGGUUUUCAUUUUACUUACAUCAUCAGCCUUCAUUUCAGAAACAAAUUUUGAAGAUGAGGAGAUGGCUCUACAUGGAUUACAUUUAUUCCAUUCAUCCUUGUCAGCAGGGCUGAAAGACUUGAAAGUUGAAGAUGACAUCUCAUUGAAGGUGAUACCUAUUUUACCUGCCCUUAAUUGUGCACUGCUAGAAGCAAGGAAAUCAUGUACUGAAGAAGGAAUCUGUCUAAAUACAUUAGUAAAGCAUAAUUUCCAAGAAUUGUACAAGAUGGAGAGAAAUUCAUUGACAACUUCUUCUCAGGAUGGAGUAAAAGAGACUGCAUUCUUUGGCAAAAUGUCCAAUGGUUUUGACUUUGUUUUUCCAGCUGAAAAGUGCCCUGUACAGUCUUUAACUCAGUUGAAGUCUUAUUUUUCAGAUCCUAAUGGGUACAUUUUGGAAGUAUCUACAGUGUUAGAUUUAUUGGCAGAGCGUCCACAGUCUCCUUGUGUUUCAGAUGGAAUUUGUGAUGCUGGAUUUUCUUUAGUUAUGACUCCAGAUCCUGAAUUUCUUGACUCAGAGGCAGAAGUAAGAAGAGAAAGUGAAACAAAAAAGAAUGCUGAAGAAAUGUUUAAAGCUAGGAAGAGAAAUAUAGUUCCAUUAAAUCCAGCAUCAAAUCUGAGAGUUCAGCCAAAGAGGAAGGCCAGCAUGCCACCUGCGGUGCAGAGUAAAAGAGUGAACUUGUGCUGUCCCUUCCCCAAAAGAACUCCUGCUAGAGCAAAUAGGAGUUCAGCCCCUGCAACAACUCUCAAAUUAGUUAAAGGACAGUUUCCUCAGAAAAGAAAAAGAGGUGCUGAAGUGCUGACUGCACAGUUUGUACAGACGACCAAAUUGGAUAGGAAACCCCAAGAAGCUCUUAUUUCUAAAGAUGUUCCAGUUUCAACGACGGCUAAAAGGGCAAGGAAACAAGAGAAAUCUCCAGUCAAAACUGUUCCGAGGGCUAAACCACCUGUGAAGAAAUCUCCACAAAAACAGAGGGUAAAUAUAGUAAAAGGCAAUCAGAAUCCCAGAAUCAGAAAGCAGCCACAACCUGCCAAAGGAGAAACUGCUUCACAGCUUCAAUCAAAACUUUCAUUAUGUGGGCAAGAAGAUGUUAUUGGCAUAAAUACAGCUCAACCAGAAAACAUCACAGUGGCUCAGAAAGCUCCAGCUGAGAAUUCCAUUGUCAACUGUGACUCCCAGGCCCUAAAUCUGUUAGCUGAUCUCGCAUUAAGCGCUGCUACCUCUGCCACACCACCAUCUGAGCCCAGAAACCUUCCUUGCUCUUCUGAAUUGCCACAAAGCAAUGUUUUGCUUUCUAAAGAACAUUCUCUGAGCAAUACAUCUGACCAUGAAUAUCAUAGAGGAGUUAAAAGUAGAAAAGGUAGAGUGUUACCUAAGCCCUCCUCUGAUAAGAAUAAUCUGACAUCAGACUCAACUCUCAGCCAAGAGGAAGAGAGCUUGGUUCCUGACAGUCAGACCCCUGUUGAAGCCCAGUCGGCACUUCCUGAGGAAACAAUGGAAACUUCAGAUGCAAGCCAAAGUUCUUCUGUUGCAGUGGAACAUUCCUAUGCCCUACUCCUUGCAGAACAUUCAAAGAAGGUGCUACAGCAGAGAGGGUUACCAGGCCCUGCCUUCACCAAGAAUGGCACAAAAGGCCCUGAAGCAGGAACCCCAGUGGGAAAAGUAAUGCCAUUUCGGCAUCAGCUGAGCACCUCCCCUAUUCAAAAGCUUCCUGAGGACCCAGUACUCAAGCGCAGGAGCAGAUUGCUGUCUUCCGGCUUGAGAGACUUUCACUGCUCUCGUACUGUGUUCAGCUGUGACGGCUCCUUUAAGGUCACUUUCAAAUGUGAAACAAACUAUGUAUUCAGCUUAGACAGCAAAUAUACCAACAACCCUCUGGAGAAAACUGUACUAAGAGCAUUACAUGGGCCCUGGAACACUGAUUUACCUGAUAACGUGGAAGAAGUGAAGCUUUUACUUCAUAUGUGGGUGGCUUUGUUUUACAGCAAUCAAAACAGAGUCAUACGAUCAUCCCGAAAAGUAGUAGAACACAGCAACCCUGCCAAAUAUGUGUCUAUCAAUACCACAAUAGAAUCUUUUCAAUUUAGUGAAAUUGAGGAGUCCCCCAGUGUGGAAAGGUGUUCUGUAGGCCCUUUGUUGGAGACAGAGGAAACUCCCAGAGGUCAUAGUGCUGAAGUGUCCUUCCCUGACACUAACUCCUUGCUUCCUUUUAUUAAACCACCACCUGCAAGAGGCUUGGAACUCUGGGUACAGAAUGAACAGAAAGAAGUUUUUGUAAGAGAGGAUCAUCCAGAUACUCCAGAAAAGCAGAAUUUCAUCUAUUCUUGUAAUAAUGAGAUCAUUGAGGGGAAAUCCAAACAAGAGUCAUCAGAUAAAACAGAGACUUCUAAUCUUAUGCUCUCUAGUACUGGAAGUAUCCAAAUUAAUGGACCUUCUAUUCCUAGUGAAGAUAAAACCUUUGAGCCACUUGAUAGCACAAGAGUGACUUCUUUUGAUACAGUCACACAAACGACAUUCACCAAGACUUGUGAUGGGAUCAGCAGUCAGUCAGUGAUUUGUCAAAAAUCUGCGUAUAGCACCCCUGAAAGCAAAGUCGAUAAUUUCCAUGCAACAAUGCAAGCAAAAACAAGUGGUUUACAGGCCCUUAUCGAGCAUAGCAGCCCCCAGAACAAAGAAUGUCAGCCUUCACAGGAAAAGAAAGGUGAUAUGGGGUAUGUAAUGAUUAAUCUGGAACCAGUUACUCUCACUUUUGAAAAAAAUGCAUGUAUACCAAUACAGGCAGAAAUUGCAAAUAGAGCUGAUAAACCUACAGUUGUAUCACCUGCUACAAGUCUUAGACUUCCUAUAUCCACAUUUGAAAAGGUACAAACACAAGGUCUUAAGGACAUUCUGUCUCUAGCAAUGUCAGGAGAAAAAGGCACUAAGUACCUUUGUGCCUCCUCAGUGAGUGGAGAGACACUAGCUAAUAAUGAAAUACGUUUAUUACAGAAAGAGAUUCCUAUUCCAGGCUCAUCAUUGCUAUCUGAUAAUUCAUUGGAAAAGGAGACAUUACCAUCAGUUAAAAGUUCUAAUUCUUCAUUACCCAGAGAAGAAAUGAAACUCUCUCAAGAACUUUUUCUGCAACCUAAGAGUCUCUUAAGCAUAUCUUCGGAGAUUUUGGAGCCAUCACAGAUUGAAGAAACCUCACCAUCAGCCUCUGCCAUGUUGGAAAAAAAUUACUCACUUAGCUGCAUUCCAUCAAGAAGUAAUACAUCAAAUGGCUCUUUAGAAUUAAAGAGUGACAAGAGUGGUCUAAACAGUGAAAAUAGGAAUUUUGAAUCAUUUAAGUACACAUUUGCUAAACAAACCAGCCUAUCUAUAAAUGGAGAGGAGGUAAGCCUAGAGUUAGAGGAAGAUUCUGACAUUGACCUAGCUCUCACAAUAUCACCACCUACAAGUCCCAGAGAAGAAAUGCCAGCUGGUGAAACAGAGCAACAUCAGGAGGCCCCAUUAUCCAAUUUAGAACUCCAGGAUAUAGAUGAAGACAUAAUUAACCCACAAGAGAUGACUUUCAUAGAAAACAGAGAAGUGAAUUCUGCUAAAUAUACUUCUGCCCUUGAGCUCACAGAGGAAGUCAAUGUUACCUCAGACUUUCCCUUUGGUUCUUUAAUUGAAGAAGUGUCACCAGCUUCUAGUCCUGACCCCCAGAUACCAGUUGAAGAAACACAACCUUCUCGGGAUGUGUCUCUAUGUAGUUUAAAACAUCCUGAUGCACAGAGUGGGAAAAGCGACAAACUCUCCCACAUUGAGUCGGUAGAUUUGGCCAUAACAGAAAAAGGAAAUUCUUUUGGUCCUAUCCAUCCAAUGGAACAAAAUAACCUAGCUCGGGUACGACAAAUACAACUUCCUGCUGAAAUGCCUCUACUAUUAAAUAAUCACCCAGGAAGAAAAGAUAGGGAUGAAACCAUUCUGGGUAAAGUAACUAAGGAAAUUGUCCCAAGUGAACAUGAUGAGGGUUUCUCUUUCUCAGAAAAGGUGCCAUGCUGCAAUACAGGAUUAAACCAACCAGCCUCACCUGGCAGGUACAGAGCUGACUUCAAGACUUCUCUAGGAAAAUUGGUAACAUCAGGAAAUCCAUUGCAGCCGAUUAGUAUAGAAAACAGAAACUCGGGCUUAAAUCACCUUGCCUUGGAGACCAGUGAGCCUCCAUUUAGUCCUAGAAAGAUUUUGGAAAAUAAGUCUUUGGUUGAUACAUUUAUUUCUACGAGUAGUCCAAGUGAUAUAGUGAAUGUAUCGUUAAAUCAGCAGACUAGCCCGAGAAGCAGUGAUUUGAAAAUAAAUGAAGGCAAUUGCAUGCAAGUUCAGUCCUUGAGCUCUGACUUAGUUGAUGGAACUGAUAAUACACAGGCACAUAUGCACUCAGAGAUCCCCAACCUUGCUUUUUCCUCAAGUGCUGCUACUGUAACCCAUUUUAGAAGACCCAUAAACAUAGAGACAGGGUUUCAAACACAGGAAAUAUCAGUAGUCAGAAUGGCCAGUUUGCUUAAGAAUAGUGAAACUGAAGCUGAAUUACAUGAAAACAACAUAGACCUAGGAGGUGUUGACUCGGAAUCAAACACCACAGCUCCAGAAGGCAAACAAAAAACCAUCCAUUUGCUGCAAGAUAUGUCAACAUGCAAAACAAAAGAUACGUUGAAUAAAGGACUUUUCCCCAUGUAUCUAUAUGCUGAUUCUCACCAAAACACAGCAGUCACCAGUGAAAAUGUCAAUAAAGAGCCUUCUGCCUUUUUUGUUCACAAAUCUUGUGCUCCUCUUGUUUGUGAAGUCUCUAAAGAGCAGGUGGAAAAUAAAAGCUCUGGUCAGGGGCUCAGGACUGAGGAGGACUCUGAAAUCCUGGGGGGAGACAUGGAUAUUAGUGUGAAUUCUGACUUCCAUUAUGAACCACUUUCUGGAGACUCUGAUCAAGACUCUUUUGGUGAUUGUAGAAAUCUCAAAUUAGACAUGGAGAAUUCCUGCACUUUGAGAUGUAGUCACAAGAAAGAAGGUGCUUUGAAAGAUGGUUAUGACUCUUUCCUGAGCCUAAACAAUAGUGAUAAUGACGAUUGGGCCUACUCUAACCAUGUUCCAGAGUUGGAGACCAGCAUACCUCCCCGAAACUGGUUUGAUGGAUUAAAGAAAGAUGAUAAGUGUGUGCCAUGUUACAUCCAAAUCAGAGAUCUCCAUGGUAUCCCCAGGACUUACACUAAUUUUACUAUAACUAAAGAGGUCAAAGAUACCAAGAGAACUUUGCACCGCCUGAGGAGGCAGCCCAGUUUCACUGUUAAACAUGGCUUGCUAAGCUCCUGGACAAAUACUUGGCAAAUAGCAGAUAACCUUACUCAGAACACUUUAGAUCUGGAAUAUCUGCGUUUCCAACAGAAACUAAAGCAAAUUGUGAAGAAUGGGGAUUCCCAGCUUUCUCCCUCUUCCACCAAUGACUUUUUGAAGGAACCACCUCUCCAAAUUGCCUCUGAAGCUUUCCCUUUGCCAAAAAUAUCUGAAUCCUCAGUUCUCCAUCCUCCAUCCCGGAGCAAAAGUACCCUCUUGGUAACAAUCAUGCACUCAGACUCCAGGCCACAGAGCCAGCACCCAAGACACCACAGGUCCAGCAAUUUAGACAGUUCUUCCUUUUGGAAGGAAAGAUGUGAUCGCAGGAGAAAUCUUCUUACAAAUUCGGAAAGAAAUCAGACUGUUUCUUUCCACCUCAACAAACUGAAAUAUAACAGUACUUUGAAGGAAUCCCGGAAUGAUAUCUCCCUUAUUCUCAAUGAAUAUGCGGAAUUCAACAAGGUGAUGAUGAAUGGCAAUCAAGUCAGUUUCCGAGAUAAAGAGUCAAAUGUUGGUUCUGGAGAAGCCACAUCUCAAGAGAUGUAUUCAUCUUCCCCAAGAAGGUCAGCCUCCUAUGAAGACAUGAUUACAGACUUGUGUAGCAGUUUGCACGUCAAACUGAAAAGUGUCGUGAAAGAGGCGUGCAAAAGCACCUUUCUGUUUUACCUCGUUGAGACAGAGGACAAGUCAUUCUUUGUGAGAACAAAGAAUAUUCUGAGGAAAGGAGGCCAUACAGAAAUUGAACCUCAGCAUUUCUGUCAAGCUUUUCACAGAGAGAGUGAUACGCUAAUGGUCAUCAUCAAAAAUGAAGAUAUAUCAUCACAUUUGCAUCAAAUUCCUUGUUUGUUGAAGCUGAAGCAUUUUCCCGGUGUCAUCUUCGCUGGAGUAGACAACUCUGAAGAUGUUCUCAAUUACACCUACCAAGAGCUGUUUCGGACUGGAGGCUUUGUGGUAUCAGAUGACAGAAUAUUAGAAACUUUAACAUUAGUUCAACUAAAGGAAAUUGUGAAAGCCCUGGAGAAACUAAAUGGAAAUGGAAGAUGGAAAUGGUUGCUUCACUACAGGGAAAAUAAGAAGCUAAAGGAAGAUGUAAGAGUGGAUUCAAUUGCACAUAAGAAGAAUUUAAUAUUAAAAUCCUACCAGAGUGCAAAUAUCAUUGAAUUGCUUCAUUAUCACCAGUGCGACUCUCGGUCAUCAACCAAAACAGAACAUUUAAAAUGUCUACUAAACCUGCAAAUUCAGCAUAUCCAGGCCAGGUUUGCUGUCUUCCUAACAGAAAAGCCUGUCUCCAGAGAAGUCUUUGAAAAUAGUGGCAUCCUUGUUACAGAUGUAAAUAACUUUAUUGAAAAUAUACAAAAAGUAGCAGCUCCGUUUAGGAGUAGCUAUUGGUAAGAACACUUUUCCUAUAACUCUCCCAUGUCAGCUGGAAUUGAGGGAAGAUACUGACAUUUGUGUCUAUGAGGGAACCAGUUGUUGAAAAACUCUGUUCUUUACCUUAUAUGUUAUCAUGCUAUAAAUUAAAAAUGAUUAUAUAGGUGUGAAAUUCUAAAGUAUCCACUAAUGAAAGAAAUAACCAACCCAAUUACCCAUUUUCUCUGUGAUGUGCAUUUUCACCUGCAGUUCAUCCUGAUCACCAAGACAGAUGAUGUAACCUUUACAAUGCAUAAAAAUUUUCCCAUUAGGUAGCAUACUAUUUAUAAAAUAGUUGUUGGUUAUUUCGUUUUAAAGAUGAAAUUAUUAUCAAUUUUAUUUGACCAGGUUAUUCAACUGUAGCUUGCCUAGACAUCAGUGAUGCCAACAACAAAUUAGUAUUUUCCCUUUUAUUUGAAAAACUUUAAGACACAUUAAAAAAGUCUUCCCCUCUCAUAAUUGAAACAAAUCAAUGUUCUGCAACUUGAGGGAAAAUUCCUUCUUUCAUUUUUUUACAUUUUGUUUAAUCUGGCUUCAUUUACAAUGACACAUUUCACUUUGGGUUGCAGUGUUAAAUUAAGUAUUUAAUUUAAAGCUAUCAAUUGAAUUUACAGUUAAAAAUAAUUUUAUAAACAUGUUUACUCAGUU